This is a messenger RNA of Nicotiana tabacum (common tobacco), 972 nucleotides long. NCBI's taxonomy places the organism in Eukaryota, Viridiplantae, Streptophyta, Magnoliopsida, Solanales, Solanaceae. The record is from RefSeq and is a predicted model, not a curated record.
AUGACUGGUUAUGCAAACCUUGUUGUUGCAAAAGAUGCAGCAAUUGGUAAUGCCUAUAUUGACAAAGCAAGCUCUUGCAAUGAUGCAGAUGCAUUGGAUUAUAAUUUGAUUUAUGGAAAGAUUGUGGUUUGCACAACAACGGAUAUUCAUGAUAUUUGGGGCAGUUCAAAGGAUGAUAAAGCUCGACCUUUUGCUAUCAUUUUAAGAACAUCAGUUCAACAGCCUACACAACAUGAGCCAACUGUGGCAUAUUUCUCUUCAAGAGGACCUGGUAGUGCCCCUGGGAUCAUUAAGCCUGAUUUAGCAGCACCAGGAAGAAACAUUUUAGCAGCUUGGCCUCCUUUUGAAAAGGCGAGAGCAGACUCGAUAUUCUAUGAUAUAAUGUCAGGAACUUCAAUGGCAACUCCUCAUGUUACUGGUGUGGCUGCACUUCUAAAAGCUCUUUAUCCUCAUUGGAGUCCAGCUGAAAUAAAAUCUGCAUUGAUGACAACAGCUUAUAACUUGGACAAUGCUAAGAAUCCAAUACAAACAGAUUCAGGGAAUGUUAUUGCAACACCUUAUGACAUUGGUUCAGGUUUAUUGAACCCAAAUGCUGCACUAAAUCCAGGCCUGGUUUAUGAUUUCAACAUGGAAGAUAUAGUUUCCUAUCUAUGUUCUAGUGCUGUUGGACAGUUGGAAUCACUCAAAGAACAUUACAAGGUUUAUUGGGAUAUCAAAUUGAUCACUUAUCGAAGAAAAUAUGACGAUCCUAUUGAUUUUCAAGUCGAGAUAGAAAAUCCUGAAGGAAUUUCAAUACAAGUGAAGCCGAGUACCGUAAGCUUUCAACGCGAUGGAAGUAAAGUAACGUUCCGAGUGGACAUCACUCCUUUGCAACCAUUAAACAAGGAUGUUUUUGGAAGCUAUACUUGGUUUAAUAAUGUUCAUAGGGUUAGAAGUCCUGUUGCUGUACAAGCUCAAAGUACAUACUUCUGA